AUGGCGCCUCCCGACUCUCUGGCCAACGGCCAUGUCCUGGCCCUGCUCGACAGCCUUCGCGAGGGCAACCGCCAUGCCUUCCUCCAGCCCACGGCCGCAAUUCCGACUGACUCCCUCAACCUCGUCAAGAAUAUGCUAGAGGGUUUUGCAUCACAGGUCGGAGACGAACAACAGGAGAGACUCAAGGAAAACCGGAAGCGAAAGAGGGCCGCCAACGCCGAUGACGUGCUGAAGAUGCGCAAGGUUUACAUCGAUGGGUUUGAGACGGGCCAAGUGUGGCAGCAGGCCAAAAGGAUCAUCGGUGGUGUCUUGAAGUACUCGGAGGAGGCUCUGUCCGAACUGGAGGAGCGAGACGAGGUUGUGAUGAAUGGUGUGAACGGAUCCGACUCCAAGAUGCUCGAAUUUGGAGAGGAUGGCUUCGAGGUCGGAUCAGACGAUGAGGACGUGGAGAGUGGAUCGGGUGAGUCCGAUGAGGAGGCCGAGGAUGGCGAGAAUCAAAUAUCAGGCAAGGAAUUGGAGGAUGGCCAGGAGGACGACUGGGAAGACGAAGAGGAAGUUGAGGGACAGGAGCAGGACGACGAUAACGAAGAUGGCGAUGACGUCGAUGAGCCUGCUGAUGAGUAUACCGAAGAUCUUAAUGGUCUCAACGACGGUUUCUUCUCCAUCGACGACUUCAACAAGCAAACACAGUGGUUCGAGGACCAGGACGCAAGGGGAGAUCCCAACACCGACCAAGCUAGCGAUGAUGAAGAGGUGGAUUGGGAAGCUGAUCCCAUGGCCCCCUCGAAGAAAAAUCCCAAAGCCUCGAAAAAAACUGCAGAUGCCGACCCAACAUCAGAUGCAGAGGACGACGAUGACGACGAGGCUGGACCUACGUUUGGAGAUAUGGCUCUCGACGCCCCAGAAGGCGAUAGCGAAGACGAGGACAUGGAUGAUGCCCUGGAAGAUGAAGGCAUGGACUUCAAUGCCAAUGAGGUUUACUACAAAGACUUCUUUGCACCACCCUCUAAGAAGUACAAGGGCGACAAGCCCAGGAAGGCUGUUCACUUUAAGCCCAAGCAACCAGAUGAGACCGAUGUCCAGAGGGCAAUUGACGACGUCCGCAGAGAUCUCUUUGAUGACGAAUCAGAACAAGAGGAUUCCGAUGAUGCCUUGUCCGAUGUGUCUGCGGGAGACCCCAAGUCGCGCCGCUCUGCCCACGAGCGCCGACAAGCCAAGCUUGCCGAGGAGAUCCGCAAGCUCGAGGCUGCAUCCGUCGCCAAACGGGAGUGGGCAAUGUCCGGUGAGGCAGCUGCGGUCGAUCGACCAAUGAACUCCCUCCUGGAAGAAGACCUGGAUUUCGAGCACAUCGGCAAGCCCGUGCCUGUCAUUACCCCUGAGGUCACCGAGGGCAUCGAGGAUCUCAUCAAGCGACGCAUUCUCGCCCAGGAGUUCGAUGAGGUCAUCCGCCGCCGACCCGACAUUGAGGGUGUGCCCGCGGGUACCCGCCGUGGACUGGUAGAACUCGACGACAGCAAGGCCACCAAGGGCCUGGCCGAGCUCUACGAGGAGGAGCACAUCAAGAACACCGACCCAGACAACUACGUCAGCCAGUCGGAUGAGAGGCUGCAGCGCGAGGAGAAGGAGGUCGAAGCCAUGUGGAAGGAUGUCAGCGCCCGCCUCGACUCCCUUAGCAGCUGGCACUACAAACCCAAGCCCGCUGCGCCGACGCUCUCCGUCGUUGCUGACGUCGCCACCGUGGCCAUGGAGGAUGCCCAACCCACAACGGCCCAGGGCGUGGCCGGCGAGAGCAGCCGUAUGGCGCCCCAAGAGGUGUACAAGGCCGGCGCCGACACGGCAGCUAAGGGCGAGAUCGUCUCCAAGAGCGGCCUGCCCGUGGCACGCCAGGAGAUGUCGCGCGAGGACAAGGCGGCCCGCCGCCGCCGUGAGAAGGAGCGCGUGCGCAAGGCCGGCGGCGUCGACGGCAACAAGGUCAUCAGCCGCCGCGCCCAGAUGAAGCGCGACACCAUCGCCGAGCUCAAGAAGGGCGGCGUCAAGGUCAUCAACCGCAAGGGCGAGAUCACUGACGUCGACGGCAAGAAGGCCAAGGCGCCCAAGGCCGUUUCGAGUGGCAACUUCAAGCUGUAG
Ilyonectria robusta is the source of this 2127-nucleotide messenger RNA. Its product is annotated as U3 small nucleolar ribonucleoprotein complex, subunit Mpp10. Gene Ontology annotation, cellular component: Mpp10 complex; nucleus; small-subunit processome. NCBI's taxonomy places the organism in Eukaryota, Fungi, Ascomycota, Sordariomycetes, Hypocreales, Nectriaceae. Gene Ontology annotation, biological process: rRNA processing. Bases 1 to 2127 code for a protein of 708 amino acids. The transcript has a single exon. The record is from RefSeq and is a predicted model, not a curated record.